UAUGUGUGUAUAUAUUAAAUAAAUGAAAUUAAAAUGAAUUAUGUGAAAUAAAUGCAUCUUGCUUCCUAAGUACAAUUUUGAUUCAUGGUUAUAUUAUAUCAAUAAUAUUUACAGAAUCUUUUUUUAGCCUUGAACCUUUAAACUGAACUCAAAUUAUUAUUUUACUCAAUGUUUUUUGUUUUUUUUUCUCUUAAAAUUAGUAUUAUCUUUUUAAAAGAUCAACAUGAAUACGUUUGUUACAAGUGAACAGUUUCCAUAUGUCUUAUAUAUCAUUUAAAUACAAUGUCUCUUUACGAAAAUAUAAAAGAAAAUUUAACAGCUCAAAUAUACGAAUUAGAAGCAUUACAGUCAGUUUAUCCAGAAGAAUUAGUCAUCGCAGAUCAAGGAAUUUUAGCUGACAUUAAUAAUUUUAUUGAAUUUCCUCAAGAACUUCCACAAAGAUUGGAAUAUUCUAUCAAAAUUUCUGAGAAUGAAGCAAUAAUUGAACUUCAAGUAUGUUUGCCGAAUGAUUAUCCUCAAGAAAAACCUGAAGUUUAUGCUAGAACUUCUUCAUUAGAUCGAACACAACAAUUACUUUUAAAUGAAGCACUGACAAGUUUUUUAAAUACAAAUGAAAAAGGUGAUCCUUGUAUAUAUUCAUUAAUAUCAUGGUUGCAAGAUAACAUAGAGAAAUAUCUUCAAAAUUCGAAAGUUAAUAAAGAAAGUAAUCAUGAAAAUGAAAAGAAAGAACAUGAACAACCUGGUGAAUUAAGUUUUGCUAGAUAUUGGAUUUAUAGUCAUCAUAUAUAUAGUAAACUUAAGAGACGAGAUAUAAUUAAUUUAGCGAAAGAACAUUCUCUCACUGGAUUUUGUUUACCCGGCAAACCAGGAAUUAUUUGUAUAGAAGGUAUAAAAACGGAUUGUGAAUUGUGGUGGCAAAAGAUAAAAGUUAUGAAUUGGCAUAAAAUUCUUAUUAAAUUAAUAGAAGAUGAGAUCUUAAAUGAUGAAAAUAAUAUAAAUACCAUGCGUAAAUAUCAUAACUUUCAAGAAAUAUCUUUUCCUAGUUCAGAUCGUCAUAAUGAUAUGGGACAAUUACUUACAUAUUUAACCGAUCAUCAAUCUCAGCAUGUUUUUAAUGAAAUUUUUGGUAUCAAAGGAAAAUUUACCCAUUAAAGUAAACAUUGAAAAUAUUUCAAUCUCUCUCUCUCUCUCUAUCUUCUUAAGUAAAAAUAUAUAUUAAGACAAACAAAUAAUAUUUCUAUAACAUACCGACAGCAUUGUUGAAUGAAUCGUGUCUUUUAUAUCGAUUUAUUGGAUUACUUGCAUUUUCAAUAUACGAAUUUAUUUUCUUAUCGAUUUGGUUUAACGUAUCGAGAUUUAACGAAUGAUUUUCUGAAAAUAAGUUUGAUAAUUUAAUAACUGCCGAAUAAAUAAACAGAAUUUUUUACAUACCAUAUUUUGUUUUAAGCUUUUCAAAAAAUUGAGUUAAAUCUUCUAAUGCAUUAGUCAACAUUUCUGAUCCAUGACCUAAAUGAUUAUCACUUAUGUUGCAUAUAAUUACGAAUAUUAUUAGAAAAUUGAUCAUUUUGUAUUAAACUUUACUCGUCACGAGUUACACACUACAAGCAAGUUGAAUUUACAAGAUCAGAGUUUAUAUCUUGAUUAUUAUUAGAUGAUAAUAUGUAAUGUGUACAUUUUUUUUUUUUAUAUAAUCAGGUCACAUGGAUUAAGGAUAUGAUGAUACUUUAUUGAUACUAUGAAACCUAUGGAAUACAAUACAAAUGUUGAGCGAAUUUUCUUACUGUAAUAAAUAAACUAAUAUAUACAAAUA
This is a messenger RNA of Polistes dominula (European paper wasp), 1810 nucleotides long. Its product is annotated as RWD domain-containing protein 2A. The record is from RefSeq and is a predicted model, not a curated record. Gene Ontology annotation, molecular function: protein binding. Lineage: Eukaryota; Metazoa; Arthropoda; Insecta; Hymenoptera; Vespidae.